This is a messenger RNA of Closterium sp. Naga37s-1, 7275 nucleotides long. The record is from the annotation of a GenBank genome assembly. NCBI's taxonomy places the organism in Eukaryota, Viridiplantae, Streptophyta, Zygnematophyceae, Desmidiales, Closteriaceae.
AUGCAGGACUCAUAUUCCUCGAUAUUCGGGAUCACCAGGUCACAUCCCUUAGUAGCAGCGAAAACACACAUGGACACUGUUAGCGGUGGCAAAAAACCAACGACAUCGUCCCACGUGGACGUCCACGUCGCAGUCUCUCCUGAAGAGCCUCUCCGGUUGGUCUUCAACCGACUCUUCCAGUCGCACCUGCCCGACUGCUGCUUGCCGUGCGAUACACGUCACGUGCAGCAGGGAGCAGCCACCACUGCUGUGGACGCCGCUGGGGAGAGUGAUUCGGCGCGUGGGACGCAGCAGCCGGUCCGGUUCCUGGUGCUAGGGCAGGUGGUGUACCUCUCGCCUGACUCCACUGUGGCGCAAGCUAAGCUCAAGUCUGGUUCGAGCAUCCGAGUGCUUCCUGUGAAGAUCAAGGACAGCACCGUGCAUGGGGGUGGAGAGGGGAAGAGCAAGGACGGAGCAGUGACGAGGCCACGUGGGAUCGACUACAGCAAGUGGGACGCCAUCGGCUCUAGCAGCGACGAGGACGAGGAGGAGGAGGAGCAGGCGCACAACGUGCACGAGCGUAGGGGGGCGCUGAACACACACACGUCAGGGGGCGGCGCUGGCUCAAAGCCAGCAAAGGCGCCGAGUCUUCUUGCGGGGACUUGUGGGGCGGGCCUUUCAGAACUCAAGGAGGUGAUUUGGCGUGCUCACCAGGACGUGGUGAGACGCUAUGGUUUCCCAGACGUGGUGGUCAGUAAGGCCCACAAGGCGUCUGGAGGGGAAGGCCGGGGAUCAGGGAGAGCGAGGGGUAAGGACGUACCUGGGAAGCUUCAGCUGGUGAGUCGGGAGGACAUGGUUCACUAUUUGGACGUGAGGGGCGGGUGGGAUCUGAAGGAGUGCGAGUGCUGCUUCCAACGCUCUCUCACCCUGGGAGCAGAGCGCGAUGUGACCAUGCAGAGCCUCACGUUCGCGCGAGCGCUCCUGCAGAAGCAGCUGCCGGGCGCCACGCCCUUUGUGCCACGCCCCGAUGCAGUGGACGCGGGCGUGGUGGCGUUCUCCGCGGGCGUGCAGGCGUUUGGAGAGCAAGGCGAGCGCGCAUCGCUGGCGUCGCCCCAUUCGCAGUUCUCCUGCAAGUAUGCUCUCGCGCCCUUCGUCUGUGUGGAAGGCAUGCUGCUCGAGUGGCUGGCUGAGCCGCCGCUAGCAGGGCAGCUGGGGGCGGGCCGACAGGUGGAGGAGGACUGUGCUGCCUCCGUGCUGGUGCAGGUGCUGGGGGUGAAGGAGAGCGCUGAUUUGAAGGAAGGGUUUGGGUUCUUCGUGCAGCAUGUGCUGUCAGGCGGGGUGGAGAAGGCGCAUGCGGCGGGGAAGGGGGGUGGGGGAGCUGGGCGGAAGACUGCUGGGAAGGCGGAGGGGAAGGGGGGUGGGGGAGCUGGGAAGCGUGCGGGGCUGAUGAGACCGUCGGGGCAAAGCGGGAAGAUGGAGCAAGCAAUGGGUGCUGUGAUGCGGAUAGUGCAGAUGGGCGAUUGCAAGGGGCCGGAGGACUGGUUGCCAGUCAUGGAGGAGUAUGGAGUGGAUUUAGCAGAUGUGGCACACCUGGGACAGAUGCUCGGGGGCGGUGGUGCGGGGGCCAUGGGCAUGGCUCUGCCUUCUGACCUGAAGGGAAAGGAAGGGGUGGGUGGGAAGGAAGGGGUGGGUGGUGGUGAUCGGAAGGGUGGGGAAUGGAGGGAGAAUUUGAAGGGGCGUGAUCGGGAGAGCCACUGCAGUGAGGGGGAUAGCAGCAGCAGCAGCAGCAGUGUGAGCAAUGCUGUGGAAGGCAGGGAUGUUCCCAGGGGCAUGUAUGUGAGUGGCGUGGGUGCCACUGACUUCGCCCUGGCCGUCGCCUCUGUGUUCUCCACACCAGAGCACCGCAAGCUGGGAGCCAUGUUCUUUGCAACGUCUCAGAGCGCGACCAGCAGCACUGUGCAGGAUGCAGCCAUUGAGGAGGCCAGAGAGAGGCUGAGGAAUCGGAAACCGACAAUUGGGAAGUCAGGGAAAGAGGGGAACGAGGGAGGGGCAACAGGAGGAGGAGCGGAAGCAGCAGCAGCAGCUGCACCAGGAAAAGAGCGACUGGCUCCCAGUGCUGCUGCUCUGUCAGCCAGAGCUGGACCUGCUGAUCACAGCAGCGCCUCUGCUGGUGGUUUGAGUGGGACUAGCAGCAUGAGCAGCAGUGGGAUGCUCAGUCGUGGCCUCAUGCCUGUCAACACAGACCCCACCAUUGGGCUGCUCACGUAUCGCGUUGCUUGCAUCUUGCAGUGGCUUCGAAUCUACGGCUCAGAUUUCAUCUCCGCCAAGAUGUGCUUCAAGGAAAGCCCACAGGGAAAGGUCCUGCCCAUGCGCCAUCCGCUUCGGGAUCUUCCGAGCCUGCUGGUCCGGUUCGGCGCUGUUGUCCUGCCACUGGACGGGAGCACCCGCCUCCCGGAGUGGGAGGAGUGGCCUGAGGGGGACGAAGCUGCUAUGAAGUUUCCUGAGGACUCCAGUGCGAGAAGUUUCGGGCUGGGCAGGGCUGAUGGCAGGCAGAGUCGCAGGAACAGCGGGAAUGGGGCAGCGCAGCAGAGCAGCGUUCGGGGACCUCUCACACCUGUCAGACCUCUCACACCCCUCUCUAAGCAAGUGCUGCCGCCUCAGAGCGGGGAGUCCCGCCCUAUAGUCCGGUGCAGGGCACAUGCGGACUUGAUAGUGGAGUUUGCGGGAUUGGUUGUGGAGGCACCAGCAUGCGCGCACUGCAGCAGGUGCAUCACCCUGUUCAUCUCGCACAUCCCCUUGGUCGCUCUCAUUGCCAACUUCGCCUAUCGCCCUGCCGCCGUCCUUCUCGACCGCUUCCUCUGUGUCUACAAGCCGCACUCUGAGGUGUUUCAGAGCCUUCUCGUCCGCCUGGGGAUGGACUCUUCCUUUAACCCUCCCCACAACAGCCGUUCUGGCAAGAGCAGCAGCAGCAGCAGCAGCAGCGUGCGUGCGCUACGGGAGCAGGUGGAGCAGGUGCCGGUUGCCUUUCUGCUCAGCCUGGCGAUGCUCUGCGCCACGCCUCUCCUGCAACAGAGCGGCACGGAAGGCGAGCAGAAUACCAGUGCUGGAGGGGGAAGUUCUGGGGCUAAAGAGAAGGCGGGCGGCAGGAGGGCCGGAAGUGGGAAUUGCGGGGAAGGGAGAGGGGGUAGAAAGGGUGGUGAUGUGGAAGGAGAUUGUGGGGUGGUGUGGGAGGAGGUGCAGUCCUGGUUCAUGGUGACAAUGCUCCCUGCCUCUGGCAUAAGGAGUGGCGGGGCGGGCUGUGGUGGCAGGCAGGCAAGGGAGGAGGAAGUGAGUGCACGGGUGGACGAGGCAACAGAGAUUUACCAGUGCUCUUUGCUGCCCAGAUUCCGUGAAGACAUGAAACACGGGAGUAGGCUUGGUGGUUUUAGCAAGCGGAAGGGCAAGGAGGGGGAGGAGGCGGCUUAUCUGAAGCCCUGGCCGGGGGGAGUCAAUCUGGUGGCGUGUCUGCGAGAGAUGCUGCUGGGGGAGCCCUGCUACCGCCCUGCCUCCCCUGCUGCCUUUUCCGCCCCUGCUGCUCCAACCACUGGCACUGGUGGAAACAAUGCGACCGCAUCUGUUUCAGUUGCAGAAGGCUCGGGUGCUGCUGCUUGUAGUCGGCGUGCGUGCGGUGCUGUGGGGUGUGGGAAGGUGGAGGGUGGUGGUGUGAAGCUGAAGAAUUGCUCUGCGUGUGGCAAGGUGGCCUAUUGCAGCAGAGAGUGCCAGAAGGCGCACUGGCCCUCCCACAAGCUCACAUGCCCCGGCAGGACCAGCGGCAAUGAGAGUGGGACCAACAGUGGCAAGGUGAGUGGCAAGGCGAGUGACAAUGUGAUUGGCAGUACGAUUGGCAUCGUGAGUGCACUUGUCGACUCGCGCCUCUCGACCAUGACGACGCCUUUCGCUCCCUUCCCUGCUCUUCGCCUCGCGCUGGCCCUGCUCCUCGUAUCCUGCGCGCUUCUACCAGCCGAAUCGGAGCGGGUCGGAAAAUCCGGUACUAGUCCGAGGAAACGCGUGGCCCUCACGGUCCCCGCCCACGCGCAACGCAGACAGCAGCUGCAGCAGCAGCAGCAGCAGCCCGCCACCACCGUCGUUCGCGGCGGCCACGGCGGCGCCUCGAUCCUCUCAGCCGUCGGCUUUCCCCUCGUCCGCUCCUCCUCCGCCUCUGACGGCGCCAGCACGAGCGCCAUGAUCACGCCGGCCGGCAGCGCGCCGAUUAAGUACCACGGCGGGCCGGUGGUGGUGGGCGCACCGACGGUGAACAUUUACCACAUCUACUACGGCAGCUGGGGGGCGGGGUCGGGCAAGGACGUGAUCGACGCGUUCGUGGCGGCGCUGAGCAGCGACUCGGGCAGCCAGGGCAGCGCGGCGGACGCGAGUGUGAAGGCGUGGUGGGCCAUCAGCGCCGCGUACUUCCAGAAAGACGCUGCUGGCGGCAAGAAGAACGUCAGCUCCAAGGUUCGCCUUGCGGGAACUGUGAGCGACAACUAUUCACGCGGCAAGAAGCUGACGGACGACGACGUGCUCACCAUUGUGAAGAGCAAGGUGGGGGCGGGCAAACCGUUGCCGCUGGACCCACAGGGCAUCUACGUGGUUCUCACCAGCGCUGACGUCACUCUCGGGGGCUUCUGCUCCGAGUACUGCGGCUGGCACACGCAGGACUCACUCAACUCCACGCCUCUGCGCUUCGCCUUUGUGGGGCACCACGGGCAGUGCCCUGAUGCGUGCGGGGUAAAGAGCACGUCACCCAACGGCAAGCCGGCCAUCGAUGCUACUAUCUCCACGCUCGCGCAUGAGCUCACCGAGGCUGCCACUGACCCGGACACGACCGCGGGGUGGUUUGACGACGACGGCGAGGAGAACGCGGACAAGUGCGGGUGGGACUAUGGGAGCACCAAGACGGGCUCCCUGCAGAACGGGCAGAGCUAUGAGUACAACUUGGUGGGGCUGAACGGCAUGAAGUUUCUGGUGCAGCUCAACUGGGACCGCGUCAAGAGCAAGUGCGUCCUGCAGAACGCCCUCCCCGCUGAUGGUAGCGGCGGCGGCGGGGGCACUCCCUCCCCUCCUCCCCCGCCAACUCCCUGCCCUCCCUCCGCCCCUCCUCCCCCCACUGGAGGCAGUGUGAAGAUGAGGCAGACCAUCUGCAAGGGGUUUCCGUCCCUUGCCAGCGCACCUUCUGCCGCAAGUCGCGGCGUGCACUUCUGCACCUCCAUGGCCCCUGCCCCCGCGCCGUCCGCUAAAACCCUCAACCCCCGGCUCUCCGUCUUAAAGCGCACUCUCUCCAUGGACGCCGGACCCGCCAGCGGCGCCGCAAAGCCCGCCGUACAGUCCGGUCACGCGAAGAAGCCACGGGUGAGGCAGAUCGUGCGAGCAACAGGCGUGGGGCCUGCAGGGAUGGGGACACCCGUCGCCGCCGCCGCCGCCGCCGGUAUCAACGGCGCCGGUACCUCCGGUGCUGCGACUGCUGGGGUUGCCGCGCAGACGAGGCAAGGCAUGCCCAGCGGUGGCGGCGCUGCUGCCGCGAGUGGCGGCGCUGGUGGCGAAGGUGGCCGUGGCGGUAGGAGGGGGAAGCGGAGGCCGCAGCAAACGAGCGCAGGGUUGAGGGAGGGGGCGCAGCCGCAGCAGCAGCAGCAGCAGCAGCAGCAGCACCGCCACCACCACCACCACCAGCAGCAGCAGCAAGCAGCGGUGGUGCAGCCAAUUCGAGAGGUGGAUCUAGAGGCGAUCAAAUCCGUCAUCACUGACGUCAGGUUCGACUCGUUCCCGCUAUCGGCGCAGAUGCUCACGGCGGUGCAGCAGGGUUUUGGGUUCCAGCUGUGCACCAAGGUGCAGGCGGAGACCAUGCUGCCCGUCCUCAACGGCAUGGAUCUGCUGGCCAAGGCCAAGACAGGGAGCGGAAAGACCAUCGCCUUUCUCGUGCCCACAAUCGAUAGGCUCCUGCGCGGCCCCCCCUCGCCGCGCUUCUUCCAGGGCGGAACAGCAGUGCGCGUGCUGGUGCUGGUGCCCGCGCGCGAGCUGGCGGCGCAGGUGCAGGCGGAGGCGCAGCAGCUGCUGCAGGGGCAGGGGGGCGCGGGGAGCGUGGGCGUGCAGGUGGUGUUCGGCGGAACGGCCAUGGGGAAGGAGAUCCGCAGGAUGGAGAAUUCCCCUUGCCAGGUGCUGAUAGCAACGCCAGGGCGGCUGUUGGACCAUCUGAAGAACACGCAAGGCAUGCAGGAGCGCGUGCAAGGCGUGCAGGUGCUGGUACUGGACGAGGCGGAUCGCAUGUUGGACAUGGGCUUUGCCAAGGACCUGCAGGCCAUCAUGGCGUAUCUGCCCUCCGCCCGCCAGACGCUGCUCUUCUCCGCCACCAUGCCCACCCAGGUGCAAGCCAUGUCGAAGCAGGUGCUGAGGCGGGACUUCAAGCAUGUGGACGUGGUGGGAGAGGAGGACGCAGAUACCAACAUCCAGGUGAGGCAGGAGCACCUGGUGGUGCCACUGGAGGAGCAGCUCACAGCCAUGUACACUCUGCUGCUGCAGCACUGCCAGGAGCAGCCCGACUACAAGGUGCUGGUGUUCUCAGUGACAGCCAAGAUGACAGCAUUCUACGCGGCGCUCUUCGCCUCGCUGCUCCCCGGUGCCACGAUCCUCGAGAUCCACUCGCGCAAGUCGCAGGCGCACCGCACGCGCGUGUCAGGGGAGUUCCGCGCGGCCAAGGGGCGGGUGGUCAUGUUCACCAGUGAUGUGUCCGCUCGUGGGGUUGACUACCCUGAUGUUUCCCUCGUGCUGCAGGUGGGUCUGCCCGCGGACCGAGCGCAGUACAUCCACCGUCUGGGGCGCACGGGCAGGGCAGGCAAGGAGGGGCACGGCGUGCUGCUGCUGUCCCCGUGGGAGAAGCCCUUCCUGCCCAGGCUGGUGGGCCUGCCUAUUACCCCGCACAAGCCUCUGGACCCGCUGAGCGCGCAGUACGAGCACAAGCUGAACGAAGCCCUUUCUAUAGUGGAGACGUCAGCCAAGGAGCAAGCAUACGUGGCCUUCCUGGGCUACUACAACUCCAACCUCAGGGUGCUCAAGUGGACGCCACAGAUCCUAGUGGCCACUGGGAACGAGUUUGCGGAGCUGAUGCAGUGCCCCGAGCAGCCAGCCAUUGAACCCAGGUUGCUGGGAAAGAUGGGGCUGAGGAAGGUGGCGGGCAUUCGAGAGGCGGGGCGCGAUCAGAUCAAAGGGUACCAGCAACAGCAGCAGAGGCAGGAGCCGGUGAAGGGCCGAGGGGGGAGGAGGUGGUGA